AUGAUGUUACGUUCUACAAGGUUGAUAAGACCUAAUCUUAGGUUAAAUCAACUUCUGAUAUUAAGAUUUAAUAACACAUAUGCAUAUAUUCAAGAUUUCCCUACAUUACAAUCAAAAAUUAAAUCAAAUAUUUCAUCAGAUUCAUCAUCUUCAGAUAUUUUACAAGCAUUAUCAAGCAUUAAAAAUUUACAACCAAAUUAUACAAUUCAUGAUCAACUAGAUGAGAAUUCAGAAAUUUCAAAAGAAUCAAUAUUAAUAGUUAAUGAAAUAUUUAAAAAUUGGAAUAAUCAUUUAAUAACUAAUGAAUUAUUACGAGAAAUAUUUAUAUUAAAUUUACCAACGUUAAUAAAUUUAAAAAUUAUUGAAAUUUUUUAUAAACAAAAUCCAAAUGGUAUAAUUAAUAAAGAUAUUGCAUUAAUUCCAUUAAGAAAUGCUAUAUUUAAUGCUGACUUUAUGAAAGCUAUUAAAUUAACUGAUUUAACUGUGGGACAUAAAAAUUAUAUUGAUAAUAUGAAUAAUAUUUUAAAAAAAGGAUUAAUUAAAUUAGCUACAACAGCUGGAAUAAUUACUUUAUUUACUAAAUUUGGAGUAUCUUCAAUGAUUGAUUCUGGAUUAAUAUCUCAAAAUUGGGAACAUUUAGCAGCAUUAAAUUCGAUUAUUUUAACAUAUUUUAUAAAUUCAAGUUUUUUUAUAACUAUUGUUAAAUUAGGUAGAACUUUAAUUAAUUCAGGUGGUGAUUAUCUUACUUGGCAAAAGGGGACAUUUUAUAAUCAUUGGUUUAAACAUGCUGAUGAAUUAUUAUUUAGUUCAAAAAUUAUUGAAGCUGAUAGAGAAUUAAAUCAAGGGGAAAAUAAUCCUGAAAUUGUUGAAGAAUUAUGUCGUAUUCCAUAUGAAGAUGAAAGAGAUGCUGCUAAAGGUUUAAAAGCUAGUUUUGAUAGAUAUGGUAAUAAAAUUAGAUUAUUAACAUUGAAAGAUGAUUUAGAAAAAAUCAAAUUUCAAGCUUAUUGGAUGACAGGUGGUGAUGGAUUUGAAUGGGUUGAACCAGAUCAAGAUCCUGCUGAAUUGGAAUGGAAAAAUCAUUUGGAAUUAUAUAAUAAACCUGCUUUAAAUCAAAGUGAAGUAAGUGCUUUACGUUGGGCUGAUGAUUUGAUUCAAAAAUCAACUACUGAUGAUUUCGAAGAAUAA
Candida tropicalis MYA-3404 is the source of this 1185-nucleotide messenger RNA. RefSeq lists its product as uncharacterized. The record is from RefSeq and is a predicted model, not a curated record. The coding region runs from base 1 to 1185 and encodes 394 amino acids. The transcript has a single exon. NCBI's taxonomy places the organism in Eukaryota, Fungi, Ascomycota, Pichiomycetes, Serinales, Debaryomycetaceae.